GAACAUGGCGUACAACCAGCUGAGCGGACCCAUCCCCACUGGCGUAGGCCAGCUGCUCAAGCUCUCUGUCCUGUCAGUCUCUACCUCCCUCUCCCACUCCCUUCCACUCCUUCAAUCAACUCAUCUCAAUCCCUUCCUCUCCCUUCGCACCCGUUUCCACCCCUUUCCCACUCCUUCCUACUCCUUCCCACGCACUCUUACUCCCUCCCACUCCCCUCCUUCCCUUCCACUCCGUCCCUCCCACUCCUCACUCCCUCACUCCUCACUCCUUCCCCUGCUAUCCUAGCCCCUCGUCCUCCGCAGCAGCAUCAAGGUUUAAGGCGGGUGCGGCACAACCAGCUCAACGGCACCAUCCCUGACUGCAUCUCCCACUGCUCGCUGCUCCAAUCGCUGCACGUGAGCAUCAACCAGCUCACCGGCUCGCUUCCAGAAACCCUAGGCCAGCUUUCUAAGCUAAAGAAAUUGUGGGCGCACAACAACAGCCUCACAGGCGGCAUUCCCCAGUCCCUCAGCCAACUCUCGUUCCUGCAAGACCUGAAUCUGGGCAACAACAACCUCACGGGCACCAUCCCUGCACCGGUCUUCACGCUCACCAUGCUCACAUCGCUGUCGCUGGACAACAACAACCUCACGGGCUCGCUGCCAGACGCCCUCACGCAGCUGCAAGAGAUCAAGAAACUCAACCUAGGGGGGAACCAUUUAGAGGGCACCAUCCCAAAUGCCAUCAAUAAACUCACCAACCUUGAACAUCUGGAGUUGGAUCACAACGAGCUGCAGGGCUCCAUCCCCACAUCCAUAGCGCGCCUGCAAGACCUCAGCCUCCUCAACCUGGCGAGCAACAAGCUCACGGGCAACAUUCCCACCAAAUUUGGCACCCUCAAGUCACUCAAGUACUUGCAGCUGUCCAGCAACCGUCUAGAGGGGGCCAUCCCCCCCGCUAUUGCUGCCUGCACCGCACUCAAGUCACUGGCGGUGAGCAGCAACCAGCUGAGCGGGUCCAUCCCACAGGGGCUCCUCUCCCUCGCACUGCUCAGACAACUGGCGCUAGACAACAAUAGUCUGAGCGGGUCCAUCCCAUCGGGCCUCAGCCGCCUCACCAGCCUCAGGACGCUAUCGCUGGCGGGCAACAGCAUCUCGGGCCCUCUCCUGCCUGGCCUCGCGUCACUCAAGCGCCUGGAAACGCUUUACUUAAACCAAACGCAGCUCACAGGGUACCUCCCUCCCGACCUGGGCAGCCUCGAGUUCCUCGAAAGUUUGAGCACGGCCAACACGUCGCUGUCGUGCCCGGCGUCGUCCUCCUCGUGCGUCUCGCCGCUCUCCAAUGCCUCGCGCUUCUGCCACCUCUGCCCCCACUACUGCUCCGCCUGCCUUGCUGGCGCACCGGUGGCGCGCACGGUGGCCAUCGCCGUGGGGGUGUCACUGGCGGUGGUGCUGCUGGUGGGCGCGCUGGGCGGGUGGUUCAUCUACCAGCGCCUCAAGAAGCGCAGAGGCAUGGGCGCGUCCGCUCGAGUGCAAAGCGUGGAGGCAUUCGUGGAGUACUCGCUAGCGGAGGUGAAGAAGGCCACCAACAACUGGGCGCCCGACAACCGCCUGGGCGCGGGGGGCUUCGGCGACGUGUACCAGGGCGUGAACCCGCGCGACGGCAGCACGCGGUGGGCGGUGAAGCGCGGGCGCGUGGUGACAGAGGACUUUGACACGGAGGUGCGGCAGAUGGCCACCAAGCACCACCCGCACCUGGUGCGCCUGCUGGGGUACUGCGACGAGGCGGACAAGGAGCAGCAGGAGCAGAUCCUCAUCUAUGAGUUCGUGCCCAACGGCGACCUCGACCACUGGAUCGGCCCCAAGGCGGCAGGCUCGCUGACGAUACGGCAGCGGGUGGACAUUCUGAUAGGAGCAGCGAGGGGCUUUGAGUACAUGCACAGCUUCAACAUCGUGCAUCGGGACAUCAAGCCUGCUAACAUCCUCAUCACCAACGACAUGCAGGCGAAGAUAGCGGACUUUGGGCUGGUGCGGCAGGAGGAGGGGCCGGGGAGUCUGUCGGCGACGAGGGUGAUGGGCACGCCGGGCUAUGUGGACCCCGCAUACCUGCUGUCUCAGAAGGCCACCACUGCCACUGACGUCUACAGCUUUGGAGUGCUCAUCCUGGUGAUGCUCACGGGGCGGGAUGUGGUGGAGUCCGCACAGAAGAAGUUCACGCACCUGCGCGACCUCGCGAAGCAAGCCGUGGCCUCCAGCGACGCCAGUGCCAUCCGCGACCCGGCCCUCCCCGACGCGCCCGACGCGGCCCUGCUGCUGAUCGCGGACAUCGCAGUGCGGUGCACGGACCAGCGCACGGCGCUGCGCCCCUCCAUGAGCGAGGUGGUGAACGCGCUGCAGGCGGUGCGGCGGCAGCACCUGGGGGGCGACGAGGAGGAGCAGAAGAAGGCGGAGUCAGCGGUGCUGGUGGACGCGGAGAUAGAGGCGAUGCGCGUGGAGCUGAGGGGGCACGAGGACACGCUGGACGAGGAGCUCAGCGCCGUCAUGCGCUCCAUGGCCACGCCCCGCGGGGCCGCUGCUGCCACCCAUGGGUUCCCGCCCGUGUCUGGUUCGGGCGGUGGGUCUGGUGCUGCUGGGAGUGCUGGCUCUGAAGCAGCAGACACGCGGGUGACCAUUCACGACCCCCACCCGCUCCCCACGGCCUCUGAAGGAGCCGCCGCCGCUGCUGCCACUGCUGCUGCUGCAGCUGCUGCGGGCGCCAAGGCUGGCGAGCAAGAGGAAAUCCAAGAGGUGUCGCUGCAGUUCUACCUUGAUAAGCCCGCACCCGCCUCACACACCCCACCGCCCGCCCCACCACCCGCAGAACAGCCUGCAUCGUUCCAGUUCUCUCCUGCACCAGACCCUUCCUUGCCCCCGCCUGGAAGUAGCGGCGAUGGUAGGGCGCCGGGUGGUGGUGCUGUUGAAGCAGGGAGAGGCCAGGACACUGUGUUGUCUGUGGACGACUCACAGCAGGGCGGGGCUUGGGAGGAGCACCCCCCGCAUGGGGAUGUGCAUGUGGGAGGGCAGCAAGCUGCUUCACCUCCCCCACCGCUCUUCAGGCAGCAUGAGCUCGAAGCUGCGCCCCAAGAUGAAUCCGAGCCUGAGCUCAAGCGUGAACCUGAGGGUGGCACUGGAUUCGUGCACACGGCUGGACGUGGUCCUGGGCAUGGUGCUGGGCCCGUGCAUGGGGAUGGGGAGGCGCCCAUUGCACUUCACGCACAGGGGGCUUUCAUGGGAGAGCUGCAAUACGCCGCUCCUGCCUCUGCUGCUUCUGCCCCUGCUGCUGCUACCUCUACUGCAUCUGCCUUGUCUGCUGGUGCUGCUGGCAUGGCUGGGGCAGAGGAUUCUGAUGCUGAAUCUUUCUCGUUCGGGAACCUUGCUCCCCAAACUUCUUCUGCUGCCCUCACCCCUCCACCUGUCCUCACCCCUCCACCUGUCCUCACCCCUCCACCUGUCCUCACCCCUCCACCUGUCCUCACCCCUCCACCUGUCCUCACCCCUCCACCUGUCCUCACCCCUCCACCUGUCCUCACCCCUCCUCCUGCCCUCACCCCUCCACCUGUCCUCACCCCUCCUCCUGCCCUCACCCCUCCUCCUGCCCUCACCCCUCCUCCUGCCCUCAACCCUCCUCCUGCCCUCACCCCUCCUCCCACCCUCACCCCUCCUCCUGCCCUCACCCCUCCUCCUGGCCCCGCCCCUCCUCCUGCCCUCACCCCUCCUCCCACCCUCAACCCUCCUCCUGCCCUCAACCCUCCUCCUGCCCUCACCCUUCCUCCCGCCCUCACCCCUCCACCUGGCCUCCGCCCACCACCAGGCAGGACCACAACCCCAGCAGCGCCUGUCCCACAGCCCGCACCUGCGUUGUCAUCACAGCUAUCACUGGGCGUCACAGCUCUGAUGUCUGAGGACUCCACCCAAGAUGAUGACCCACUGGCAGAAACACCAAGCUCUGACGCGCCCGACCCCGACUCAUCCCACACGUCAGACCCCGCUGGAGCAUCAGGGGGUUCUUCUAUCAGCCAGCAAGAUUCAAGUGGUCCGGGGGAUUCUUCUGGCUCUGCUCGCAAGAGUUCGCGCAAGGGUGGCCGGAAGGGUCGUAGAGGGAGGUGA
Molecule: messenger RNA, 4125 nt
Organism: Closterium sp. Naga37s-1
Lineage: Eukaryota; Viridiplantae; Streptophyta; Zygnematophyceae; Desmidiales; Closteriaceae
Source: the annotation of a GenBank genome assembly